AGUAUAGUUUUGCGCGUUGCGCGCGCAUCGCAUCUGCCCGACCGACCGAUUAUGGCGGACAGGCAGUGAAGAAUGUUUGUCGUCUUUUCUAAAUCAGAAAGUAUCGACAGCAGCCAAUGGCAUAAACCGGGUUUUUUGUAAAAAUUGUACAUUGUAAAUAGUUCUGUGUACAUAUAGUAAUUAUAUUUGUGCUCGUUUUGUUUAGAAAUUGUGUGAAUAGUGUAUUAUUUUGAGUGUUUAUCCAGUUCAGUUUUAGACGCCGACAAAUCGCUAAAUCCUAACGUUAGUACAUUAGUUAAACCCAUAUAACUUCUAAAUUCUAAAAUUCUGUGGUUCCGUAUUGUAAAAAUCAUUAAUUUUACUUCUUGUCUUUGUUUCGAUCCGUCAAGGAGACCGUUGCAGUAGAUGCAAUAUUUUGGUUUCCCUUAGCGGCUGUCAUCGUGCUUUGAUAGAACUACUGUCAUUACAAAGACAAAAAGACAGUUUUCGUUGCUACAUAAAUGUCUUCAAUAUCGAGAUCUGUUUGUUGUUUGUAGUUAAUUUUAUAAUGUAAAUCGGUUUAAUAACAGUCCUGCCCGUAUUAUUAUUGGUAGUAGCUCUACGUAACUACAAACGGAAAGAUCGCGAGACAUUUUGUGUUUACGGUUACGAGGGAUUGAACUAUUGUGAAACUGAAUGCUCGAACCUCACGGUAGCCCAAUGAAGUGGCCGGGAACGGCAGCCGAAGAAGAGGCGGGCGAAGCUGGGUUGCAGAGCACGCGCGCUUCUCAGGCUCGUAGCCAGGACGAUGCCACUGUGCAUUACGUGUUCCAACGUGAGCCACAAGAAGGCGAGCUGCCGUCUUUAGCGCCCAAACAACGCUGGGCCGUCGGGGACGAUACAAUUGCUGAGAAUCCAGAUAAAUGGAAGAAUACCAAUCCCAUGACCAUGAACAAUAUGCAUCAACAAGCUCAAGUUCAGCUUAAAAAUUCACAGACAAAUCAACAACAGUUUAUUAACCAGGCUAUAGCAUCAUCAGUUGGGACCUUGACCAUAAAUCCCUCAGUUAUUGGAAGUCAUCCAGCUCAUUUGACCACCAACAUGGUACAUACACAAUUGGCUCCAUUGCAAAAUCCAACACUUGGAAACAAUUUAAUACAAAACAGUGCAGUGAUGUUGCCACAGCUCCAAGGCAUGCAGAAUGCUCCACAACUUGGCCAACAAGGAUUGUAUGACAUACACCAACACCAUGGUAACAUAGCUAUUAAUGGUAUUGGGAAAAACUCUGAACACCUCAUGUAUUUGAGCCAAGCUGGGAUGCUGGCACCUGGAACUAAUCAAUUUCUUCAACAAGGACAAAAUCAACUUGGAUUAACACCAGUUGCUGCCAUCAGAAAUCAGAUUGCACCUGCUGCAAAAAAACUAUGGGAUAAAGGCCCCGGCGCUGGCGGCGACAGCAAGGGUCCUCCCCACCUGCCGCCGCUACAGUUGAACCCCGAGCAGAUGUGGCGUGAUCCGACCUGGUCCGCACAAGCUGUUGAACACAAUGUGGGCGUGCCGAUGAUGGGCACGCGCCGCGGUGUUGCCUUUCCUGGUGGAGACGCUGGCAGUAUCCUGUCGCCCCGAGACACCGCCGGGCUCGGCGUGAAGAUGGUUGAAUACGUCCUUGGAGGAUCGCCUACAGUUUCAUCAAGAAUUAAUUAUUCACAUCUCGUAGAAGCAGGUGGAGUUGCUACUGGUGGAGAAAAAGUUGCUGGUGUUGUGUCUGGUCUGCGCAGCAUGGCUUUAGAGGAGCGCCCUGAAGAUAAGUCGGCUUCGCCGUUUGAAAAGGAUCUGCAUGAAUUGCAUGAACAUGGAUCUCUUCCUAAUGGACUCCAUAAUGGGCAAGAAGACGACAAAGCUUUUAACCGCACGCCGGGCUCGCGGCAGCCGUCGCCGGCGGAGGAGGAGGCGGGCGGCGGCGUGCGCAACGGCGAGGCGCCCGCCUUCCCGCUGCUGCCGCCGCACGCGCUGCCGCAGCCGCAGCCGCAGCCGCUGCACCAUCUGCCGCAUCUCUCGCACCCACAGCAUCAUCCAGGAAUGUUAGGCGUGGCUCCUUUGCAAGGUCUGCCUCAUCCUCAACAUCCACAAAUACAUCCUGGUAUGACUCUAAACGACUCCAUGAAUCAACACAUUGAGCUCGUUUUACAAAUGGAACAGCAUCCACAAUUUGAUAACAACAGUUUCGCAAGCACACAACAGUACGGCGGCGGCGUGAGCGGCGUGGGCGGCGUGGGCGGCGCGAGCGGCGGGCCGGCGGGCGGCGUGGGGGGCGCGCCCGCCAGCCUCGUCAACGGCGCCUCCGUCGUGCAGCAGGCGCCCGACUCCUCGCAGCACCACCAGCCCUUCGACGUGCAGCAAUUGUUCCGGUCCCAGCAAGCCGCAGCGGCAGGUGGACAGGCAGCAGCCGCACAGCUGCAGCUCCUGCAGCAACAGCAACAGCAACAAUUUCAACUACAGCAACAAUUAGCCGCUCAGCAAGCUUUUACUCAAGCGCCGUACGUAAUAAACGCCGGUCAAGAAGGUGCACCGUACGUGAGCGCACUGAUAGCGGGCGUGCCGCCUUACUAUGGUGUAGCAGCACCCUGGGGCGUGUACCCUGGGCUUGUAGCGCAACCUGCACAGCAACAAGCGCAGCAGCCACGCCGACCACUGACUCCCCAGCAAGGGGAGCAGCAGGUGAACGGCCAGGGACAGUAUGUGAUCCCCUACUAUGAUCCUGGUUCAUUAGUGAUGGGAGGGCGAAAUGGCACGCCGCUUCGUCUUGUGUCUCCUGGCGGAGUGCUCGCACCGCGCCAGUACCAGCCCGCGCCCGCGCACCCUGCCGCCUCUGCCGCGCCGCCACAGGCCGCGCAGCCGCAGGCGCAGCAGCAGCAACCCGGCGCGGGCACGGCGCGUCGCGACUCUCUGGAAUUCGGCGGCGGAGGGCCGGCCGCGGCGCUGCAGGAGUAUGCGGCGCGCAAAUGGGGGCCCUCGCCGCUGUCACCGCCGCUGGGCGCCGCGCUCGGGCCCGUAGGGCUGCGGCCCGUGUCCGCCGCGCCUGGCGCCGAGACCGCAAAAGCCGUAAGCAGUUUAGCACAGGGUCUCACAUCUAACGGAAUGUUUGGAUCAUCCUCAUCACUCCUCAGUAAACUCAGCGGAGUAGGAACUAUAUCAGAGCUCGUCGGUGGCGGCGUAGGCGUGGGAGGAGUUAGCGUUGGCGUGGGUGGAGUGGGUGUUGGCGCGCUGGUAGGAGACAAGCCUCCAGCAGGCCGCUCUCGUCUGCUGGAAGAUUUCCGCAACAACCGCUUCCCCAACUUGCAGUUGAGAGAACUCGCGAACCACAUCGUAGAAUUUUCGCAAGACCAGCAUGGUUCAAGAUUUAUUCAACAAAAACUAGAGAGGGCCACAGUUCAAGAGAAGCAAAUGGUAUUCAAUGAAAUAAUUGGUGCAGCAUAUAGCCUAAUGACAGAUGUUUUUGGAAACUAUGUCAUACAGAAAUUUUUCGAGUUUGGAACUACUGAACAGAAAACCACAUUAGCACAAAAGGUGCGUGGACAUGUUUUGAACCUGGCGCUGCAGAUGUACGGCUGUCGCGUGAUACAGAAGGCGUUGGAGUCGAUCCCGGCAGAACAGCAGCAAGAAGUGGUGCGAGAACUGGACGGACAUGUUCUCAAAUGUGUCAAAGACCAGAAUGGAAACCAUGUUGUACAAAAAUGUAUCGAAUGCGUGGAACCAACGGCUCUUCAAUUUAUAAUCAACGCAUUUGCGGGACAAGUGUACGCCUUAUCCACGCACCCGUACGGCUGCCGCGUCAUUCAGCGCAUCUUGGAGCACUGCACGCCCGAGCAGACGGCACCCGUAUUGAGCGAACUGCACGCCCACACCGAUCAGCUCAUACAGGACCAGUACGGCAACUACGUGGUGCAGCACGUGCUGGAGCACGGCGCGGCCGAGGACCGCUCGCGGCUCGUGGCCGGCGUGCGCGGCAAGGUGCUGCAGCUGUCGCAGCACAAGUUCGCGUCCAACGUGGUCGAGAAGUGCGUGUCGCACGCCACGCGCAACGAGCGCGCGCUACUCAUCGACGAGCUCUGCGGCUUCAACGACAAUGCACUACAUGUUAUGAUGAAGGAUCAGUACGCGAACUAUGUGGUACAAAAGAUGAUUGACGUAGCAGAACCGACGCAGCGAAAAGUAUUGAUGCACAAGAUCCGACCGCACAUCGGCUCGCUGCGCAAGUACACUUACGGGAAACACAUCAUCGCCAAGCUGGAGAAGUUUUUCAUGAAGGCGCCGGAGCUGGGGCCAAUCGGACCGCCGCCGCCCAAUCCUGUGCUGUAGUCUGUGUAAAGUAUUAAACGUCCGCGGGUGUAGGCUGAUGCGACGGCGCGGGUAUCGCCCGCCUAUUAUAAAUUUUGUGAAUAUUUGCGAUUGUACAUUUGUAACUAUAGAGCUCGUCGCUUCGUCGCCCGCUGCCCGCCGCAGCUGGCGGCAGCGCGGCGGGCGCCCUGUACAUACCGUAGCGGCUGACUGAUGUACAGAACGAUACGAUAUACUGUAUACUGUAACAAUAGUUGUACAGCGUCGACGCCGACUCCGGUGCUCGGCCGUCGCGUCACCGCGGCGUAGCGUUUAUUGCGUUUCUAGCUCUUAAGUGUUCUAGUAUUAUUCGUUGUUCGUAUGAAUCUAUGUAUAAAUAUUUGAACGUCUCUCAUUCUCGUGUAAUUUAUGAAUCGAAGGAAAGCGGCGGUUCUGCGGACCCCGGCGUUUCCAUAAUUUUAGCUCGUUGUAGAUUUACUAUUAGCUGGGCUAGGGGACCUUGAAUCUUCUGAAGCGAUAAAGAGAUGCCGCAGGCAGUUCUGGACAAUCGGCACUAUAGUCGUGAUUAUUAUAUUAUUAUUUUGUACUAUUCUUCAAGUCAAGCUCUCGUUUAAGUUAUAAACCGGCUUUUAAAUCGUACAUAGCUUAUCUCGUUUAGUGCCGGAGUGUAUAGUUCGUCGAUUAUAAUUUUGUGAAAAUGAUAUUUUUGUAUAUUUUUAUGUAAUUAAUUUAAGUUAUUUAGUUAAUGAGUCUCCGAAAAUGAUCGGAGCGAGCGCUUACGAGUGGGCGAUGCUUUUGUUAUAGUGUAAGCGCAGCAGUGUCCCGCGCUGCGCGUAGGUUAUAGUGAUGAUUGUAAAGUCCUGUACUGAUAGUUGUAGUCCCGAGGUCUACCUUGCCGGUUGCACGUCACAAGCGUAGCUACUCCUCAUUCCCCCUGUGUAAUUAAUUUUUAUAGGAAGCGUAGUUUCCUACGACACCUCAAGAUUUUUUACGUUUAGAUGUAAUUGAAAAUAAAAUUAUUGUAUAUGGCUGUACAAAAAUGUUAACAAAAAAUGAUUUGUAAAACCCGUAUGUGAUGGAAUAAGGCGAGACGUUGAGAACGGCGAGGUUUGACUGAUCGCGGUUCUGUACGUCACGUCUUGUAGGUUGUACUAGAUAACAUUUAUAUGAUGAUCCAUCUAUUUAGACAUUAAUUACAAUAAAGCAUUUCUGUAAUAAUAUUACAAAGAA
Messenger RNA from Trichoplusia ni (cabbage looper), 5547 nucleotides. It is a transcript of the gene pum, whose product is annotated as maternal protein pumilio. Gene Ontology annotation, cellular component: nucleus; cytoplasm. The coding region runs from base 676 to 4338 and encodes 1220 amino acids. NCBI's taxonomy places the organism in Eukaryota, Metazoa, Arthropoda, Insecta, Lepidoptera, Noctuidae. Gene Ontology annotation, biological process: post-transcriptional regulation of gene expression. The record is from RefSeq and is a predicted model, not a curated record. Gene Ontology annotation, molecular function: mRNA 3'-UTR binding. The transcript has 18 exons.